AUGAACGAGAGCACAGCAGCCAAUGAGAGCGAGGCGGGAAUGCCCAUAUCUUCAUGGGUAGAAGCCGCAGCCUUCAAUGGAAACGCCAGCCCUGUGUUUUCCUCCUCGUUCCUCGAUUUUCCAAUCAACCCUUGGGACAUCAUGCUGUGCCUUUCGGGCACAGUGAUCGCCUUUGAGAAUGCAAUCGUCGUGGCGAUCAUCUUUUACACGCCGACUCUGCGCACCCCCAUGUUUGUCCUGAUUGGCAGCCUCGCCACUGCGGACCUGCUGGCGGGCGUGGGACUCAUCCUAAACUUCGCUUUUCAGUAUCUGAUCUCAUCAGAGACAGUCAGUCUGAUCACGGUCGGCUUCCUCGUGGCCUCGUUCACCGCCUCCAUCAGCAGCCUGCUGGCCAUCACUGUGGAUCGCUACUACUCUCUGUACAACGCUCUGACCUACCUGUCGGACCGGACUCUGCACUGUGUGCACCUCAUGCUGCUGGGUGCUUGGGGGGCGUCUCUGGGGCUCGGCCUGCUGCCAGUCCUGGGCUGGAACUGCGUUCGCGAUGAGUCCUCGUGCAGCGUAGUGCCACCUCUGACGCGCACCAACAUGGCACUGCUUGCGGUGGCUUUCUUCACCAUAUUUGUCAUCAUGCUCGGGCUGUACUGCAAGAUCUGCAAGAUUGUGUGCCACCACGCUCACCAGAUCGCUCUGCAGAGGCAUUUUCUCGCUCCUUCGCAUUACGCCGCCACUAAGAAGGGUGUCUCUACGCUCGCCAUCAUCCUGGGGACGUUCGGUGCCAGCUGGCUACCCUUCGCCAUCUAUUGCCUGGUGGGCGAGCGCGAGGACCCGGACGUGUACACGUAUGCCACGCUGCUCCCGGCCACCUACAACUCCAUGAUUAACCCCAUCAUCUACGCCUACCGCAAUACUGAGAUCCAGCGCUCGCUUUACGUGCUGUUUUGCGGCUGCGCCAGGACGAACGUCGUGUAUCGCUCCAGGUCGCCGAGCGAAGUCUAGACUAUGAGAUUUCUUUUUUUUACUCAGGAUCAGCUACAAAACUGAAAUGACUAUUAUUUCAGAAUAACAAUUGCACUUUACCGAGACUCUUGGCAGCCAAGACUAGGUCUCAAUUCUGUGAACAACAGACUUUGGCAUCGAACCAACAAACUCACCGCAAGAAUGUACAUGUAUUUAAGCCUGUGAAAGUGAAACAACAGCACUUUAUAUGAAGCGUUUUGA
Molecule: messenger RNA, 1221 nt
Organism: Trichomycterus rosablanca
Lineage: Eukaryota; Metazoa; Chordata; Actinopteri; Siluriformes; Trichomycteridae
Product: G-protein coupled receptor 6
Exons: 1
Coding region: 1-999 (332 amino acids)
Biological process (GO): adenylate cyclase-activating G protein-coupled receptor signaling pathway; regulation of metabolic process
Cellular component (GO): plasma membrane; cytoplasm
Molecular function (GO): sphingosine-1-phosphate receptor activity
Source: RefSeq, a predicted model, not a curated record